Molecule: messenger RNA, 1290 nt
Organism: Penicillium brasilianum
Lineage: Eukaryota; Fungi; Ascomycota; Eurotiomycetes; Eurotiales; Aspergillaceae
Source: the annotation of a GenBank genome assembly
AUGUCUGAGAGUCGAAAGGCAAUCAUCAUCGGCGCCGGUCCAGCCGGCCUUGCAGCUGCGCUGCGUCUACACCAACAAACAAACAUCCAAGUCACAAUCUAUGAACUACGAGCAGAGCCCACCACUUUGGGUGGAGCCAUUGGUAUCUUGCCCAACGGCCUUCGCCUCCUGGACCGCCUGGGCCUCUACGAGAAAGCAGCAGCUCGUGGCUUCACCAGCUCAAACUUGACUUUGCAUUCCAUGCAAGGUCACAUUGUGGCUCAACAGGACUUUAUCGCCUGGGCGCGGGAGAAGACUGGAUUUGGGUACAUGCGCAUCAAGCGCACGGAUCUGGUGGAUGUCCUGCUGCAGGCGGUGCAGGAGGCCAAGAUCUCGAUUCAUUUUAACAAGCGGUUGACGAAUAUUGAGGAGAGUGACGAGAGUGUGCAGGUUACCUUCGGGGAUGGGUCAACCGAUUCUGCUGACAUGUUGUUCGGAUGUGAUGGUAUCCACUCGUUUGUGCGACGUGCCUACGUCGACUCCAAAAAGAGUCUGGAGUACUCCGGCAUGUCGGGCCUUGGAUCUAUUAUACCCACCAGCAUCUUAUCUCCUUCGACAGCUGCCCAGAUCACCGGCCUAGAUGCUACCCUAACCGAAGAUGGCAUGCUUGCCGUGAACCCAUGUUCGGCAGGGAAAGAUGAGCUGUUUUGUUUUUUCUCGAAGGAGGUCGCCCUCCCAGAAUCGGGGGAUAGCCGUGACGGCUGGGCAGUGCACGGAAAGGAGGAAGUGGAUGGCUUCAAGUCCACCAUGUUGGAAACUCUGGAGAGUGCACAGGGUGAAUGGGGAAGUGCUAUGAAGGAGAUCGUGAACAAAAUCUCGGUCGUGAACUUCUAUCCUGUUUACAGAUUGCGCCCUGGUGGUGUCUGGUUCAAGGGCCGAUGCCUUCUGCUUGGUGAUGCUGCCCAUGCAAUGUCCCCCCAUGCUGGGCAAGGUGUCUCGAUGGCUCUUGAGGAUAUCUUCUUGCUCUCUCGCUUACUUGAGGACCCCAAACGGCCACUUAACGAGACCUUUCAGAGCUACGAUCGAAUUCGCCGACCUCGCAUCAGCGAGAUUUUCAAGUUGGCUGCAAAGAACGCUGAAGUGCGAAAGAAGACCGGCCCGUGGGGUUUGUGGCUCAAGGAAAUUCUAUUCUCAAUGGCAAUAACUCUUUCCUGGGUUUUUGGCGCAGAAAAGAGAGGACUGCGGCAGGGACAUCUGGUCUACGAUGUAGAUAAAGUGGACCUAGUCUAGUGUUUCUUUUGUCAGGGCUGG